GCCCGCCGGGGCCCAUCCGACUCUCUGCAAAGUUCCUGAUCCGCAAAACGCUACUCGUCACCGAAUUCUAACCAUCAGAAAAGUGCUGUCAGCGUCUCCAGAGUCGGAUAACAACAAACUCCACGUCUCGGGUUUUGUUUUUGGAAGAAGAAGAAGAAGCAGAAGAAGAAGAAGAAGCAGAAGAAGAAGAGUCGCUUCAUGAUGCAGAGUUUUUGACCUCACUGCUCUGACUGAAGUUUAGGAUUUGACAAGAUGCGUUCCAGUGUGAACGGAGCAACGGGCCCGGUUGCCAGUGAAGGGACUCAUAGCAGUAACAACCACAACAACAGCAGCAGCAGAGAAAACACUGGGAAUUCUGGGUCCCAGUAUGCACUGUGCGCUUUGGGAGUUGGACUUAUUGCCCUCGGUGUGGUGAUGAUUGUGUGGAGCGUUGUACCUGCUGAUGCAGCUGGUAACAGCAGCAUACCAGGAGGAGGCAACGGUACCACAGACAGGAGGAAUAAAGCGUCGUCUGUGGCCUUCGUCUUGACGGGUUCUGGGGUGGUUAUGCUGCUGCUCUCCUUGUGUCUGGGAAUGAGGAACAAACAGCGGGAGCUGAGGUUCCAAGAGGCCCAGAACAGCCAAGCAGAGGCACAAAGGGUGCAGGAGGCCAGAGAAACUGCCGAGGAGCAAGCCCAGCGUUAUGCCGUACCCACUUACGAAGAGGCAGUUGGCAGCGGUCAGUAUCCUGUCCGUCAGAGCAACCUUCGCCCAAGCACCUCCCAGCUACCCUCCUACGAUGACCUGGACCAAGUCGAUGGCGUGCAGUACGAGAACGAGGGACCAGAGGUCACGACUGCUGGAUCACAGCCUGCCCCGGCCUCCGGCGCUCCCACCGCUCCUGCCCCUGCCCCUGCUGCUGCUGCUGCUUCUGCUUCUUCAUCGAGUCGUAGACCUGGGAAAAAUAGCCGCAAGCUCCUCCCCAUCAAGAUCCGCAGGAUUAAAUCAGAGAAGCUGCACAUGAAAAAUAUUGAUAACUCUCAGCCAGCAGCUGGAAUCAGUAUUGAACCGCUCACCCCACCACCGCAGUAUGAGGAUAAAGUGCCUCCAAUUUAAGACCAUACUGAUCAUGUUUAAAACAAUCAAGUGGAAUCCCUCACAAUCGCUUUUUGUGGAUUUGGAUCUGCCUUGUUAAGCCAAGACUUGAAUGUGGCUUCUUGUAGAACGGAUUCAGUGGCACUUUGUUCUGAAAUGCCUCCUUGUGCCACAUAACUCCAAAGCACUGAACAGAGGAAAUCUUUAUUUUGUUUUGGAUCUCACUGGACAUGGGAAAAAGAUACAGAUAAUCGCUGGAUCCUCACUGUGUGGCAGAAUGUGUCGAACUCGCUGGAUUGAGUGCACACCAAAUACAGUCUUUUUCUGCUAUAGUAACUUCCUGUUAAUACAUGACUUUAUGUAAGCGACCUCCGCUGUGCACUGACUGUACACGUGAGCUGAUGGAGGCAAAGAUCACGAGACAUCAGUGAGGGGUUAUAGUGAGAUUUUGUGUGCUUAUUUAAAUAGAUAAGAGCAGUGUUUAGCAGUGGAAGGCUUUGGAUCAGCACUGCCAACGGUUUCAUGUAGGCUCCGUAGUGAAUGACUGAGUAUUGUAUGUUCUGGGUGCCGUGACCUGAUGUGUGGUGUCACGCUGCACAGAAACUCUUCCUCAUUGGAAACGAUUUUGUCUCUCCUGGUCCUCUUGACCUUACCAGCGAAUGAGAGACAAAUUUGAUUUGCUUAAUUGCCGUGUGAGAGACUCAGCCCCACCCGUAAGGGCCAGUGUGUUGGAUAAAGGGGCAUCUGUCAGCAGAAGUGGAAUAUCGUCUUCAGAAUUAUGUCGUCCUUAGUGUUGAAUUAGCUGCAGCUACGAAUCACUGUGACUGAACUUUUUAUCUGAGUUCUCUUCCACAGAGUCCACCAUGUUUCUAGAACUGCCCCAGGAUGGAUAAAGCAAACACUGGCUUCAGAGAUGUGCUUUAGAGUUUUACGAUCAAGUGGCAGCCAGUGUAGUUCUCCGUCACGCUUGGACAGGGAGGGGAAUUCAGUCGGUUGUAAUCUGCAACCUCCCUGCUAGAUGCCACUAAGUACUACACACUGGUCCUUUAAUAAUAGCUUUUGUUUUUCUGGACUUUGAUUUUGAGGGUUUUAUUUAUCUCCCUGCCUUCAAAGCUGAAACAUCUGGUUUUCUUUACACGUGAGCUACCUACCUAACAGCACUAUUUUAAGAAUCGUCUGUCCGUAGCUAAUAUAAAACAAAGCUUUGUUAUCAUUCAUCCACCGCAGCUCCUGUGACUCACAGCCAUAGGCGGUGUACGUAACACGACUCUAACCUAAUGUGAAAUGUAGUUUUAAUAACAAAAUACCCCUUGUUGUAUCUUGGUAUAUUGUCAAGCCACUUGUGUUACCAUCAGGUACAGCUGUGCCCUAGUUUUAUGUCUCCCUUUAGAAGGACAAAAGAAAAUUCUACAGUUGUGAUCAAGCCGAGGCUAUUGGGCCUGAAAAAAGUUUCAGGACGGUUUAAAAAUGUUAAAGUUGUGGGUCUUUCUUUACUGUGUCAGAAAUGAUGCAAAAUGAGUAAAUCGCUGGCAGGGGCUCUUCUGGGCAUUUUGUUGCCCCAGAGGAGACGUCCCCUGCUGCCCAUUAGAGGACUGCUUUCUCAUUGGAACAUUGUAUGAUAAUUAUUAUCAUUUUAAAAGUAGUAUUUCAAACUUUAUUCAACCUUUGUGUUGUGUCACUUAGUUUAUUUUCAUCCCCCUGCCCCUUGAAUAUCUUAUCCUGGUUUUAACUAUAUUCAGGAUAGAUAGGAUGUUCUACAUCUUGAUAUUCUGAUCCAGAUUGUGAACAUAAAUAACCUGGUCGGUUGUGAGUCAUUGUUGAGUGAAUGAAUUAUGCAGUUGGAGAUUAUGUGAUGAUCAGCCCCUUCUAUACUCUGUAGUGUCCUCUCAGUAUCAGCUGUUUACUGCUGUGUGAGCAGUGUUUGUUCUUUUUUAAAACAAAGUAAGAGGUGCUUUGGAUUUGAGUGACAGACUUUUUAAAAAGUAGAUCAGACGCAAUCACAAAAUAUUUAUUCCUCUUGGUUGGUGGUGCUGGCGGUGCCCUGGGCUGCCAAACUAUCUCUGAUUGCUGCCUUUAGUGUUGACAUGAAAUAUUAUCUUAAAGGUGUCAUACUGCGCCCAUUUUCAGCCAAGUAAUAGAAGUGCCACAUACCCCCAGAA
Stegastes partitus (bicolor damselfish) is the source of this 3233-nucleotide messenger RNA. RefSeq names its product transmembrane protein 51a (gene tmem51a). The record is from RefSeq and is a predicted model, not a curated record. The transcript is spliced from 3 exons. Lineage: Eukaryota; Metazoa; Chordata; Actinopteri; Pomacentridae. The coding region runs from base 253 to 1095 and encodes 280 amino acids.